Messenger RNA from Thlaspi arvense, 1402 nucleotides. The record is from the annotation of a GenBank genome assembly. NCBI's taxonomy places the organism in Eukaryota, Viridiplantae, Streptophyta, Magnoliopsida, Brassicales, Brassicaceae.
CGAAAGGUUACGCCUUAACUAUAACGUUAGGGAGAGAGUCAGCGAUUAUCCCAGACUUCCGUUGACUAAGGGAAAAAAAAAAAGACAAAAAAAAUAAAAGUUUGAAAACGGUCUUUCACCGUCACCUAACAACUUAUCAAGUCACAGGUGAUCUCUCUCAAUCUUUCUCCAGAAAUGUCGAACGCGGGAUUGACGAUUUUCGACGGUGAGCUGCUUAGAUCCAUCGAUCUCAACCUACCGGAGCUUCAAAAUGGCGUCACCGGAGCUCAGCUUCUCGAGAUUUCCGAAUCCAAGGUUUCUGAAUCUCUCUCGGGCCUCUCACUGCCGCCACACCUCAAAGAAGCGGCGAUCUCCCUAGUCUCCGCAGGAGAUGACGUCAAUUUCCGGCGUACGGAUUUCAACCGCCAACAAGCUUCUGAGAAACUCGGUGUGUUCGUCUCCGCCGUCGCCGAUGCUCUUAGAGAUACUCCGAUUGUGGUGUCAGUUCUGGAUGGGAGUACGUUGAAGCUAUUCUUGGAGGACGAAGAUGAUUUUGCAAUGUUGGCAGAGAAUCUGUUCACCGAUUUGGAUGAAGAAGAUAAAGGAAAGCUUUGCAAGAGCGAGAUACGAAAAGCUCUUUCACACAUGGGUGUUGAGAUGGGUGUCCCUCCUCUCUCAGAGUUUCUCGUCUUAGAUGACAUCAUUAAGAAGCACGAUGCUGAUGGUGAUGAAGAACUUGGACAAGCACAGUUUGCUGAGCUACUGCAGCCAGUUCUACAAGAAAUAGCAGAUGUUCUUCAUGAGAAACCUAUAACCAUCGUCCAGAACGUUGAGAUUUUCACCGGAUCAAGGCUGCGUAAGAUUCUGGCAGAUGAGAAGACGCUCAAGUGUCUCGUAGAGAAAAUGAGCAUGGAAGAGUCUAAAGAGAAAGAGAAGCAAGGGCGUGCGGAUCUGAUAAAGGCUUUGAUAAUAAAGAAUGGAAAAGAGUUGGGAUUGCCUCCGUUAUCUCCAGAGAACGAAGCAGUGGCUCUUAUCUAUGACAACAUAUUUUCUCAGCUGAAUAGCAGAGAGAAAGAAACCGCUGAUGCCUCCACAGAAGAAGGGUUUAUGGAUGCUCUAAAGGAUGUACUCAGGAAAUUUGAGGAGUUGCUCGAAACCAUGCCGGUAUAUUCUGCUACCAAUCUCUAGAGUUUGCCAUUAUACUAGGUAAAUCGAUCAUAAACUAAAAGAGAGAACGAGAGGAAUGAAUUAUUCACAUAAUCUUCUUGGUAUAUUAUUUGUAUAUCUGAGAAUCUCAGUGACACACCCUAAUUGUCUCUGCCAUUUGGUCUGAAUGAUACUACUAUCGUUGAAUAUGGAUGAUGAAUUGUUUUGUUUUUUAGAGAAAAAAAAAACAGUUAAGUAUUGGUAAGAUUUGAAAUCU